Prunus armeniaca (apricot) is the source of this 654-nucleotide messenger RNA. NCBI's taxonomy places the organism in Eukaryota, Viridiplantae, Streptophyta, Magnoliopsida, Rosales, Rosaceae. The record is from the annotation of a GenBank genome assembly.
AUGGAGCUCUCGGAACUUGAGCAGGUAUCGAGGAAGAUAGUGCGCGAACAGGUCGGCCAAGCCUUCCGCCUUCAAGCUGUUGCUAACAUGGAGAUGUGGCUCGGCAUGAAACGUGCUAUCAAUGUUGCCGCGCACAUUCAGAAAAAAUAUGAGGAUAGCCGAGACAAGAUUGUCGAGGCUGGGAAGCUAAUCCAAGACGCAGAUCGGCAUGCUAAGGAAAAUGCUGCGAGGAUUGCAGAGCUAUCCUCGAAGCUGGUCGAAGCUGAGAGGGCGGCGGUGGAGGCUGCAAAGGAAGCGGUCCUUCGAUCUCGUGCAACGGAGGUAGAGGAGGUGAAGAAAAAGGCUGUUGUUGAGUACCGGAGCUCAGAAGCAUUCACAAUGCUUCUGGACAAGGAGCGCUUCAACACCGAUAAAAAGCUGAACCUCAACUUCCUUCAGGGCCCGCCACCAUUGCCCAGAAGGGUGACUGAAGAAACGGUGGAGGCGUACUUUGGUGAGGACGUGGACGCAAAUUCUUCGAGUGGGUCGGAUUCAAGUAGUGAGGAGGAAGAAAACACUCCUCCUGCCGAGCUGUUGACCGAUCACGAUGCUGAGGUGCCAGAUCCUUCGGCCAUCGCUGUUGAGACUGUGCCCACCGAUCCUCUGACUCCUUGA